AUGGCCAAAGAUAUUGCCAAAGAUCUAACGGUGGAGCAUGCUAAUAAGGUCAAUGCCGCCAUCAGCAGGAUACAACUUAAAGGAGAUAUUGACAAGGAUACAGCUGAAUUCUUGCGCUGCGAUUCCCCACGAGCAGGGAAUUUCUAUCUCCUUCCAAAAUUCCACAAGGCUGGUAACCCCGGUCGACCCAUCAUCAAUUCGAUUGGCCACCCCACAGAAAAAAUCUCAAAAUUCAUCGACUUCCACUUGAGAUCCCAUGUCGAGAGCUUGCCAUCUUACUUGAAAGACACCACGGACUACCUUAAAAAGACGCCAUGUAGUAAUCUACCUGAUGACACACUCCUGGUCACCAUUGAUGUGGUUUCCCUUUACACCAACAUCCCACAUGAGGACGGAAUCAUAGCCUGCCGUUCUGCUUGGGACACUCGGAGGAAUAAGCACCCUUCAACAGAUAGUUUAGUGGAACUUCUUAAGUUAGUGCUCACGCUGAACAACUUUACAUUCAACGGAGAGCACUAUCUUCAAGUUAGUGGUACGGCAAUGGGCACUAAAAUGGCACCAUCUUACGUGAAUGUGUUUAUGGGCCAUCUCGAGACAAGGCUUCUAAUAGCGGCCCCAUCGAAACCUCUCAGCUGGUUUAGAUUCAUUGACGACAUCGAGAUCAAGUGGACAUCCGGUAGAGAGUCCCUCGAGGAAUUCGUUCGUUUCGCGAACGAGUUCCAUCGGACCAUUAAGUUUACUGCCGACAUCUCCGAAGAGAAAAAUACUUUUUUGGACACCCGUUCCACACUCGUCAACGGAGAAAUACACACGGAUUUAUACAGUAAACCCACGGACACUCACCAGUACCUUCGCCCGUCCAGUUGUCACCCACCCCACACUACAAGGAGCAUUCCAUACUCCCAGAUUUUGAGAAUCAGGCGUAUCGUCUCCGACGACGAUGACUUCAGACGUCGUUGUGUAGAGCUUAGAUCUCAUCUUCUCAAUAGAGGAUAUGGCGCAGCCCUAAUAGAUCGUGAAAUUGAUAGGGUGAAAAAAUUGGACAGGGCGAGUACACUGGAAUAUAAAGACAGGCCGAAAACUGGAAGAGUACCUUGUGUGGUAACCUUUCAUCCGGUCAUGCCCGCAUUGUCAACAAUCUUCCAGAAACACUGGCACAUCGUGUUGUCGUCCAGCAAACUCCAGGGUAUUUUCCCGGAACCCCCAUACUAG
Pecten maximus is the source of this 1212-nucleotide messenger RNA. RefSeq lists its product as uncharacterized. NCBI's taxonomy places the organism in Eukaryota, Metazoa, Mollusca, Bivalvia, Pectinida, Pectinidae. Bases 1 to 1212 code for a protein of 403 amino acids. The transcript has 2 exons. The record is from RefSeq and is a predicted model, not a curated record.